Molecule: messenger RNA, 3331 nt
Organism: Manis javanica (Malayan pangolin)
Lineage: Eukaryota; Metazoa; Chordata; Mammalia; Pholidota; Manidae
Gene: CCDC184
Product: coiled-coil domain containing 184
Cellular component (GO): cytoplasm
Source: RefSeq, a predicted model, not a curated record
CCGAAGCUUGGCCUAAGCAACAAAGCCUGACGGGUGUGAGAGCCCAGCACCGCCCAGGUAGUUCACACCCAUCAGCGAGGGGAAAACGUGCUAUGAAGCAAGCCUCCUCCGCGGUCCAAACCCAAAGGAUUUGUGCUAUGCAGGACUGUGUCUCUUACCUCCUGCCACUCUGCUAGGGUGAGAUUGUCCAAUUUUUCAAAAGAACUGAAAUCCAAGUUUUUUCUACAAAAGUGAAUCCUCCCAAACUGCAAAUAUUGUCCACAUUAAAAUAAACAAACAACCAAACCAGUCGUUUUUAAAAUCAGGCAACUUUCAGCCUGCAGGCCACCAGUCCCAGCCUCUGGAUUAAAGGCUGCUUUGCUCAUAGGCGGCUCUGUGGAAGGGGGUUUCAGGGCAGACCUUGGAUUGGGAGGGAGUCUGGGGAGUUGAUCUGAAGCUACAUAUCAACUACACUGUGUUUCAUUCAAGAUUUACUUGAAGGAAUCUGAAUAAAAUUAUGUGGAGGCUAGGGUUCGCCCACCUGCAUUCCAUGAAACUCAGCAAAUGGAAACAGUUUGAUUCUGUGCCCACUGCCAUUGCUUCUAAACCAGAAUGUUAGGGCGUCAAGAACGUUUGAACCUCCAAACACAAAGGCAAGAGAUAACUUGUGUUGGUGCUGAUCCAAAAUGGUGGGGGCCAGGGGUGGAGAGGGAUUUGUUCUGUGAACGUAAGUCCUUUCUGUAGAGGUCCGAGCCCCGGCCGAGGUCGGACCCCAGCCCUUCUAAGAUGACGCUCACAUCCGGUAAUGGCACAUUCCACGCAUCCGCUCUGCCGAGUAGGAGAAUCCCCCUCCCAGACCUUAUAAGUAGUUCCCUGCUCGUGCACACUGCAUGAUUUCUGCCCUGUCACCAAUAGAGUUAAAGGUCACGCAUGCUCUCCCCUUUGAUUGGUCUAGGAAACAUAUAUAGUGGUAAUAGUAGGGAAAAAGAGAAGCCAGGAGAACCAGAAGCCAGCGAGCCAUCCUGUAGAGACGAGAGGAAUGAAAUUAGAGAGAAACUAAAAGAGCUCUAACUCAUACUUGCCUGCGUGCAAGCUGCAAUCUUUCUGUAACACCACCUGUGAGAAGAAGAAAUUAAAGCUGAUUGAAACCGAACCAGGUCUCCUGUGAUCGCAUCGACUGGACCCAUGGGAAGCGGGCACGAUACUUUCUGGCAGCUGGCAGAGAAGAUCAUAGGAAAAACAAAGCCACCUACACAUCUUGUCCAGACCUAACUUCGUUUAGGUCAGAACCUCUCAAACACCCAUGCCUGGGUCUAGAACUGUGUGACUCAUUAAUAGCCCAGUGGUAUAUUCUCCCCUGAGGAUCUCCCCUUGGAUCUUACUUGGCUGGGGAAUUAAUGAGAUAAGACUCAGAGACACAGUAAAUUCCAUCCCACGACGCUGUCGGUCCAGGCUGCUAAGUCACCCGCUCUCUAGAUCCAGUAAGGUGGUGGUCUGCUUGGAGCCACCCAUAGCUUCCUCAAAGUGGAGCAUAAGCCUCACAGCUGACCUGUUGAGGGCCUUAGGGUUUUGAAGUGAAGAACUCGGAUACUAUCCACAGUUCCUGCAGCUUUGAAGGGCCUUUUUUCAGAAAAAAAAAAGCCUUGAUUUGAUAUCCCGAGGUCACCUAAUGUGCUGCUGCUCUUAGCACCUGGGAGGCGGAGACUUAGACUUCCUGCAUUCACCCCCUGCCCUGGGAGCACAGCCCUGGACACACAGCAGGUGCUGGGAAUUCCGUGAUGGAGGGCGCAGAGGAGAUGGAAAUCUUUGCCCUUAGGAAGCUUUCCUUCCCAAAACUUAGCCUCAGCGGAGCCGCCGCAGCAUCCCGCCCAGCCGCCCCACCCGCGAGCCCGACGCCUAGGCCCCACUGCAGCUUCCCACGCGGCCUCUCCUCUCUUCCUCACUUCCUGGUUGCCAUGGAGACAUACGUCAUCUACGUGUGCACGUCGCCUUGGAAACGGGGGCAUCCGCGGCUGAGAGGCCCGCCCCUGCCGCCCCAGGCACGCUCGCGGGCGCUGCCGGUCAAUGGCUGGGGGGAGUCCCGAUCCGAACCCGCUGCCGGCCGCGGCUUCGAUCCGGGCUCCUUCCUCCGAGAGCGCUUCUGUGAACAGGGUGCCGGCGCGCACUGCUGCCCGCGGGGCCCGGGGAGCGGCGCGGACCCGGGCGCGAUUGCGGACGUGAGGCGGGGCAGGCGCUUCUGCCCCCGGCGAGCCGAGAGACGCCGGCCGGGACUCUCGCCGGGUCCUCGGCCCGCCGGCUGGUCCCGGCCUUCCUUGAUCCCGACCGCGCCCUCCGCCGAGGACUCGCCUCCUCUCGUCGGCUCCCUCCCCUCCCGGCCCCUUCCUCACCCGGAGGCCGGGCUGGACCCGACCCGCUGCUGCCAUUCAAUGGAGGACGGUUUGCUGGAGAUCAUGACCAAGGACGGCAGCGACAUGCCGGCACCUCUGGAAGUGUCCACCGUGCCGGCCGUGGGGGACGUGCUUUCCGGCGAGUACAACGGCGGGAUGAAGGAACUGAUGGAGCACCUGAAGGCCCAGCUGCAGGCCCUGUUUGAGGACGUGAGGGCCAUGCGGGGGGCCCUGGAUGAGCAGGCCUCCCAUAUCCAGGUGCUCUCCGACGACGUGUGCGCCAACCAGCGGGCCAUCGUCUCCAUGUGCCAGAUUAUGACCACCGCGCCCCGCCAGGGAGGCCUGGGCGUGGUCGCCGGCAAGGGGAGCCUCCCAGGCGCCCCCCGAGAGCCCGAAACGCCUUCUCCCGGGAUCGGGGACAGCGGUUUGCUGGGUCGCGAUCCUGAGGACGACCAAGAGGAGAAGGCGAUGCCCUGCUCUGCCACACCUACUAGUCACUGCGAGCGCCCGGAGAGCCCCUGCGCUCUCCUGGCGGGGGACGGGCCACUUGUGGAGCCUCUGGAUCUGCCCGACAUCACUCUGCUGCAGCUGGAGGGCGAGGCCUCUCUGUGAGGGAACUCCGAAGGGGCACGACUGUCCCGGGCUGGCAUUGGGUUUCCAAGCGCAUGACGCGAGGGACUGGAACGGCGCGGUGCAGCAUGCUGCGCUCAGACCGCUGCGCCCGUGGGUCAGGCAGAGAGAUUCCCUGGAGGAAGGACUUACCGGAUGAAGGACUUUGGGAGCAUCACGAAUUCUUUCUGCCUAACCAAGGGAGAUGUAGCAAACUGCGGAAAGGUGAGGUUCCGGGGAGAGGAUCCACCCAUCUCUGGACCGCCGUCCAUCCCCUACCCUGCCCAUUUUGCCCUCCCCAGGCAGCAAGAGAACUCCUGACUUGUGUAAAUAAAAUUCUGCUUUUUCUAUUCUGA